AUGCCACCGCCGGCGCAUGCCGCCGGCGAGCAGGCGCGUGUGGUCGACGUCUGGGACGACAACGAGGAGGAGGAGCUGGCACGCAUCUCGGGCCUCUUCGCCGACUUCCCCAUCGCGGUCGUGGCCACGUAUGAAGACCUCCCCAGCCGCCCUCUCCGCCACAACGGCCGCCUCAAACUCUCGUUCUCGGACGGCGCCUACCAUGUCGUGCAGACGCAGCGCAACCUGGACGACCAGUGCGGCAUGAUGCACGACAGGAGCCGAGCCGUGCGCUUCUACCGGCUCGUCCUGGCACUCCUCGACCGGGACGGUCGCGUCGCCCUGGGCCGCGUCUGGCGGUUCCACGUAGGGGCGCCGCUCCCCGCCGACGACCGCCUGCUGCUCGAGCUGGGCGUGGAGCGUCCCGCCCGCCGCCGCGUCCACCGCGACCACAUCGGGAAGGCUCUGAGGCGCUGCAGGGCCGUCCAGAACACCGCCGUCACGUGGGUGACCUGCGACGGCGCCGAGGACGUCUACCACCUGAUGAACUGCUUCUACCACCCCCAAGUCGUCCGUGACAUGUCCCUCCGCAAGGACUUCGUGUGGAACGCCCGGUCCUUCUUUCCACAGCUCUACGACCUCCGUUUUCUCGCCGAGUGGCGGACGUUGGCGGGGGAGGAGCCCCCGCUGGCAGCCGCCAGAGCCGCCGGGCCGGCCGCGCUCCUCCGUAGCUUCCUCGCGCUGAUGAAGGAGCCGACUUUCGAGGAGAAGAUGGAGGGGUACACCGGGAUACUGUAUGGGGUGGGACAUUUGGAUACUCCUGACCUUGUCAAACUAUACAAGAUGACCUCUCAGGAGCUUGAGAGCCGGUUGAUGGCGAAACUUCGUGGUCGUACUAAAAGAUAG
Molecule: messenger RNA, 885 nt
Organism: Lolium perenne
Lineage: Eukaryota; Viridiplantae; Streptophyta; Magnoliopsida; Poales; Poaceae
Cellular component (GO): CCR4-NOT complex
Molecular function (GO): nucleic acid binding; poly(A)-specific ribonuclease activity
Source: RefSeq, a predicted model, not a curated record